AUGUCAGUCGCUGUGCGCGUUUCGCGGAGAGGAGCCGCGGAGGUCCCAAGGCGGCUGCUGCCAUCGCAUCGCCAUGCGACCGCUGCCGUGUCGGCGGCCUUCGAGCUUUUGCCCACAGCUCCUGGCCGCCCGUUCUUCUCGCUCUCCGCCUGUCCCACCCAAUCAGCGUCCGCCAUUUGUCCGUCAGCCGCGUCGCCUUCAGUCGCCGCGUCCUCCGCCAGCCCCGCCAGCCCCGCCAGUUCCGCCAGUUCCGCCAGGCGCGUGCCGUUCUCCCCCGUUCCCCGCGUGGCCGCGAUUGGCGGCGACGUGGACGUGCACGGCGCGGCGUUUCGACUGCGAGAGAAGGCGAUGGAGCGAUUGCUGGGCGAGCUGCGACAGGCGACGGACACGGUGCUGCAAGGAGGGGGUCCCAAGGCGGUGCAGCGGCAGCACAGGCGCGGCAAGCUGCUGCCCCGCGAGCGCAUCGACCGCCUGCUCGACCCCGCCUCGCCCUUCCUCGAACUCUCCCAGCCUCACUCCCGUAUUCUCACCUUCCCGCCUCUGCCAUCGCCAUCUCCCCAUCUGUCCUCCUCAACAACCCCACCUCCCCGCCGCUCUCCCUCCCACCUUUUCCCCCCCUCUCCGCCCAUGUCGUUCCAGCUGGCGGGCAUGGGCAUGUACGGGGAGGAGGAGGUGCCGGGGGGGGGCAUCGUGACGGGGUUAGGGCGCGUGGGCGGGCGGGUGAGUGUGAUAGUGGCGAACGACGCUACAGUGAAGGGCGGCACGUACUACCCCAUCACCGUGAAGAAGCACCUCAGAGCACAGGAGAUCGCUGCUCAGUGCCGCCUGCCCUGCAUCUACCUCGUUGACAGCGGAGGCGCCAACCUGCCACGGCAGGCGGACGUGUUUCCAGACCGCGACCACUUCGGCCGCAUCUUCUUCAACCAGGCGCGCAUGUCACGGGACGGCAUACCGCAGAUCGCGGUGGUGAUGGGCAGCUGCACGGCGGGGGGCGCGUACGUGCCGGCCAUGGCGGACGAGAGCAUUGUCGUGCACCGCCAGGGUACCAUUUUCCUCGGCGGGCCACCACUCGUCAAGUCAGAUGGCGAGGUGCUCAAGGAAGACAGCGAGGUGCUCAAGGAAGACAGCGAGGUGCUCAAGGAAGACAGCGAGGUGCUCAAGGAAGACAGCGAGGUGCUCAAGGAAGACAGCGAGGUGCUCAAGGAAGACAGCGAGGUGCUCAAGGAAGACAGCGAGGUGCUCAAGGAAGACAGCGAGGUGCUCAAGGAAGACAGCGAGGUGCUCAAGGAAGACAGCGAGGCGGCGACAGGGGAGGAGGUGACAGCAGAGGCGUUGGGGGGAGGGGCGGUGCACAGCCGGGUGUCGGGCGUGACGGACCACCUGGCGCGUGACGAGCUGCACGCCAUUGCCAUCGCCAGGCGCAUUCUCGCCUUGCUGCCCUCCUCACAUCCCGCCUCCUCCUCCACCUCACCCGCCCUCCCACCGCUCCCCUCGCCCCUGUCCCGCCGUGCAUGGGAGGAGCCGCUCUUCCCAGCGGAGGAGCUGAGGGGGCUGGCGCCCAUAGUGGGGGGGGAGGGGCGCAAGGGGGAGGGCGAGGGGGGCGAGGAGGAGGGGGCGGCGGAGGCGAGGGGGGUGGACAUGCGGGAGGUGAUCGCGCGGCUGGUGGACGGCAGCCAGUUCGAUGAGUUCAAGCGCCUCUAUGGCUCUUCGCUGGUGUGUGGGUUUGCGAGGGUGCAGGGUCAGGAGGUGGGCGUGGUGGCGAACAACGGCGUGCUGGUGGUGGAUGCGGCGCUCAAGGGCGCGCACUUCGUGCAGCUCUGUGACCACCGGCGCACCCCGCUGCUCUUCCUGCACAACAUUUCCGGCUUCAUGGUGGGGCGGGCAGCAGAGAGUGCGGGCAUAGCCAAGGCAGGGGCCAAGAUGGUUAUGGCUGUUGCAUGUGCUCAGGUGCCUAAGAUAUCGCUGGUGGUGGGCGGCAGCUUUGGGGCGGGCAACUACGGCAUGUGUGGCCGCGCCUACUCGCCCAACUUCCUCUUCCUCUGGCCCUCCGCGCGCAUCUCCGUCAUGGGCGGCCAGCAGGCGGCAGGGGUGUUGGCGCAAGUGGAGAAGGACAAGAGAGCACGUGAUGGCACUCCGUGGGGCGAGGAGGAGGAGCGCGCGUUCAAGCAGGGCAUAGCGCAGCGGUACGACAGCGAGGGCUCGGCGUUCUUCUCAACGGCGCGGCUGUGGGACGACGGCAUCAUCGACCCCGCCCACUCCCGCACCGUGCUCUCCCUCGCCCUCGCCGCCACCCAAGCCGGCAUGCCCGCUGCUCACACCCUCACUGGUGCUGGCCCCAGAUAUGGAGUGUUCCGCAUGUGA
Messenger RNA from Closterium sp. NIES-65, 2361 nucleotides. The record is from the annotation of a GenBank genome assembly. Lineage: Eukaryota; Viridiplantae; Streptophyta; Zygnematophyceae; Desmidiales; Closteriaceae.